UUGAUUGACUGACAGGAUCCUCUUGCCAUCUCUACAGGAUGUUGUCAWCUUCAAACACUUCCCUGCCCACAUCCUCUGCUCCAGCUCACACAGUGCCCUCUAAACCCCGACAAGUCAACAUGGAAACCUACUGGAGAGAAGUGGAGAGCAUUGAGGAGGAGCAGGAGGGAGAAGAGGAAGAAGAGGAGAGGAAGAGUAUUGAUGAGGUGGAGUUGGACGAGGUGUGGCUGACAGAGGCAGGACUGUCCUCCCUGGUGACGGGUUCUUCAUCAACAGAGGCAGCUCCACCACCAGCUGAGGCCGUGCUGUCUACACUAACACGACACCAAGCUGCCACGGUCAGGAAGAGGUUGGACAACUACAACGAGACGCUGAAGAAAAGAAACAGGCAGCCAAUCAGAGACGUGCGGGAUAUCUUCACUGAGAUUGAAAUCGACUCAGCAGAAAGAUGCACCUCCUCUUCUACAAAUCCUGUCGAGUCAUCUCCAAGUCGAUACAACACCACGACCAAGACCAUCCGUCGCAAAGCAAACAGAGGGCGGCCCACUCUUUCCAUGUUGGUUUUUGAAGAACAACAGUGUGAACACCUGUUGUCUUCAUCACCCACCCGCUCCCCUCCUCACCCACUCCCACCACCAGUAAAUUGGCUGAGACCAGUUGAUUGGCUGCUGCGAGACAUGGCAUACUCUGAGAUAGUGGCUGAGCACAAACAAAGUGGGACUUGUAGGGACUGUCUACGUUUCCACAAAGAUGGGAUUGAUGAGCUGCAGUUUGCACCUGUCUCCCCAUCAUGGGAUGUCACCUGUAUUGACGACCUGUCAUCACAUGACCUCACACGACUCAGCUUCAUCUCUCACAUCGAACUCUCUACCUUCCUGCUGGCUUUGGGCAUCCAAACCAAGCGCACCCGCCCACCACGCAGCAAGACUCGGGACAGCGGUGUCUUUGGUGUCCCUCUGAACUCCAUGUUGGAAAACGACAGGAAGAAGUUUCCAGGCGUCAAAGUUCCUGUCAUCGUCCAGAAGUCAUGUCUGUCCAUUCAUGUCUGUCCAUUCAUGUCUGUCCAUUCAUGUCUCUGUCCAUCUGCAGUUCUUGCGGCUGGAGUUGGACCGGUGCUGUGGUGUCUUUGACUGGUCCACGGUCCGACAGGUGGAUGCUGCUGGUCUGCUGAAGCUUUUCAUCAGAGAGCUACCAACACCACUGCUGACGGACACACACCUGUCCACUUUUCGCACAGUGCUCAGCAUGUCAACUGAGGUCCAUAAGGUCCAGGCUCUGCAGCUGCUUCUGCUCCUGCUUCCUGAAGCUAACAGAGACGUUCUGAGAGCCCUGCUGGUCUUCCUCCGUAAGGUGGUGUCUCAUCAGGACCAGAACCGGAUGUCUUUGUGGAACGUGUCCAUGGUAAUGGCUCCCAACCUGUUCACUCGUUGUCACCGUGGAAACAGAUCCUCACACACCAAACAACGAGAGGAGAUAGAGGAGGCAGUGGGCGGGGCUCACCUGAUUGAACUAAUGAUCAGACACCAAGACCUGCUGUGGACCGUCCCCAACUUCCUGCUGUCUCAGCUGAGACAUUUGAACCAGGCGUCCAAUCAAAAACAGCUGAACCUGAGCAGGACCGCAUCCCGACUGCUGAGGAGGAGAAACGACCGGAACCAGAUCACAGAUCUGUGUGAGGGGGUCAUCAGGGUCCACGCCCCCCUAAACACCAAGUUCUCCAUGGCGAUCCAACUGGACGAACGGACGACAGCCAAAGAUGUCACAAGUCGUUUUGAGUCAGAGUCCAGCCCUGCAGCCCAACGUCUGUAUGAAGUCGGAGGAAACAUCUAUGAGCGCCGCCUCCACCCAGACUGCAAUCUGCUGGAUGUGUACAGAGUCAAUCCUCACUGUGAUUGGCUGAUCAAACCCUGAUGAGCAGAUCCAAUCUUCUCUGUGAUUGGCUGACAAGUACCUGUGGAACACUUCUGAUCUAACUGAUAAUCAAUAAUCGAUUUGUUUACAGUUGAAAAAACAAUAAAAACAUUCAGAUUCU
Molecule: messenger RNA, 2032 nt
Organism: Austrofundulus limnaeus
Lineage: Eukaryota; Metazoa; Chordata; Actinopteri; Cyprinodontiformes; Rivulidae
Gene: arhgap28
Product: Rho GTPase activating protein 28
Biological process (GO): negative regulation of stress fiber assembly; regulation of actin filament polymerization; signal transduction
Cellular component (GO): cytoplasm
Molecular function (GO): GTPase activator activity
Source: RefSeq, a predicted model, not a curated record